Molecule: messenger RNA, 2065 nt
Organism: Stylophora pistillata
Lineage: Eukaryota; Metazoa; Cnidaria; Anthozoa; Scleractinia; Pocilloporidae
Cellular component (GO): plasma membrane
Molecular function (GO): signaling receptor activity
Source: RefSeq, a predicted model, not a curated record
GGAUGCUACUGUAUUCAAGUCACUAUUUUCUUUUGGCCACUGUAGCCAUUGUUCUUCCUUCGAUUUUUAAUCCUUGUCUAAUAUUUACAUAGUGAAGCAGUCAAACCCACAGUUUUGAUACUGAAAGGUCAGAGAACCGUAGUUCGGGAUUUGAAGGCGAAUGAACCCGCUUAAGGUCUAAAAAUUCUUGAAACUCCACUUGGUAUUUCUCAAUUCCUCAUAAGUAAACAUAUGCAGUUGGCAUCUUGCGCUCAUAUCUCAUUUCCUAUUUCUUCCCUUUGUCCCUAUAAGCUGAGCAUAACACACAGUUUUUGAGAAUCCUUUCUCAUGGUUGUUUCAAAAAUAAAUAAACGAACAGGCGUUUACGGAAAUUAUGCCUUUUUCGGUGCCGAAAAAUCUAGUACUUACUUUUUGACGUCAUCUACGUAUGUAGCGUGACGUAGCUGACUUACGGAACCCAUCAAAUAUUUCGGUCUCUAAGUGAAUGAGACUUCGGCACGCGUUCAUUAUCGGGCUUAUCGGGAUUGCAAAAAGAUUAUGUUUUGGAGUAUAAACAAACAAACCCGCCGUAAAAAGUAAUUCUUUCGGUUCCAGCCGUAUUCUACAGAGAUAAAAAGCGAAAGGUCAAUCGCAAAGUGUAAACGGAGUUGUGGCUUGUCUUUGCGCAAACUAAUCAACGAACAUGCUAUCGGCGAAGCUGGCAACUUGCUCAUUAACAAGGAUUGUUGUUUUGGUGUCGUAUGCAACUACACUUCAACUCACUCCCUUGCUUGCUGCUUUAAAUGCAGAAGGCGUUGAGAAGUACAUUGUUACGAGAAGAGGUAGAUAUGAUACUGACGUGUUCAGGGUUGUGUACAAAACUGGCUACGGAUGCCUUUCAGAUGUUUGUGCUAACGCCUCGGCUUGGGUGGAAAAAAGCACGCUGUGUAGCUGUUCAUGUAAACGCGAAACUCCAACCUUCCUCCCAGAAUUACGAAGUUGUGGUAAUACAGCAAACAUAAAGAAGUUCCUGUUUGGAAAUUGCUCACAAGCACUUGGUAUGGAAAGUGGGAAAAUCAGUGAUUCCCAACUAAGUGCCCCACCUAGUUUUGUUGGCACUAGUCCUUGGGAUGGAAGACUAAAUAAUGAUAAGGCCUGGUGCACUGGUAGUUACAAAGGAUUCCUUGAGAUCGACUUAAAGGAGGUCAGGCAUCUGUCAGCCAUUGCCACUCAAGGUUUUAGAGGAACCUUUGAAAACUAUGUAAUAACAUUUGAGAUAGAGUACAGUUAUGAUGGUGGAACAUGGUUUGAAUACAAAGAUGAAAAUGACAAAAAAAAGAAAUUUACUGGAAAUGGUGACACAGACACCAUAAAAUACAACAACUUCAGAGGGACUUUUGAAACAAGAAUCCUUAGAAUAUAUCCAAAAAGGUAUAACAGAGCAGGAUUUAGAUGUCUCAGAGUUGAAGUGUAUGGAUGUUCUGACAAUGCCGUUUGCUCACUUUUCUUUGAGUGGCCCUUUUUUCUGAAAUCCCUUAACCUUGCAAGUGGGGGAAAGGAGAAUAUCAAUUCAGCUAAUAUCUAUCAAAGCUGUCAAGUUGAUACUGGAAGUGCAGGGUACUACAAUUAUCAACUGGAAAACAAGUGGAUGGGAAUAAACCAAGACAUCUUUAAAGUGGUAGACGUGCAGGGAGAACUAGUUUUCAAGUGGGCAGAUACCAGAGACAAGAACCUGUUUGGCAGAAUUGUACAGGUAACAGCGACUUGUAACUAUUCAGCAUCUGCAACUCGACCACCCAAAACUGCUUGUCUGAUUUUUAAGACCUCAGGGCAAAUUAUAGUGACACCAAGCACUGUGGCAAAGACUACACCAAAGAGGGCAGUGACUGUUUUUACAAAACCAACAGAGCCUUCUAAGACAUCUCUAGUGACUGAACCUUUUGGAAACUCAGGUGACAAAGACACAAGAACGAACGAGAAGAAUGGUGGAUCUGGAGUUUUGAUUGGUGUUGCUGUGGCAUGUGCAGUUGUGCUUGCAAUUGUCCUUAUUGUUCUUGUUGUGUUUUGCAAGAGGAGAAGAUCGUAA